AUGGAUUGCUGCAUUGCACGGGCAGCCCCAAGGGUUGAGUUGCUGCCCGAGGCAGUGACCCCAGCGACAGGAUGGGGCCGAUCGACUUCUGAUGAUGACUGGUCCUGGCCGUUAGAGGUAUCAGAAGAACGUCUCCCACCGGUACGGAGCAGCCCUCGGCGACGCACGAGCAGCUUCCGAGGCUCUGAGAAGAGCUUUGCUUUGUUGCCUUCAGUGGGAACCUGGCUCCAGCCACUUCUCCGACCGUCCAAGGCUUCCAAGGCCGAGGCGAGGGAGCCGAAGGCUGUACCGACACCUUUGCCGACACCAGCGCUACGGCAUGUGCCGCUACCAGAGCCGAUACGCAAGCCCAUGGAGCAAUUCCAGGCUCAUCAGCAGAUAUAA
Molecule: messenger RNA, 384 nt
Organism: Durusdinium trenchii
Lineage: Eukaryota; Dinophyceae; Suessiales; Symbiodiniaceae
Source: the annotation of a GenBank genome assembly